CAGACGACGACCCUCUGUCCCACACACAUACAGCAGAUACAGACCAAGCAGAAGACACACAUACCUGACAAGUUAACGUUUGAUAUCUUCGCCUAUAGGUUGGAUACGAUGACAGACGCACGAGACGCUCGAAUACCGGUGGACAGAGGUUGGGCCUGGAUGGUGUUGCUUGGGUCUUUCGCUAUAUCCACGAUCAAUGUAGGGACUGAGAAAUCGUUUGGAAUCUUCUUCAUAGAAUUCCUUCGACAAUUCAAAGGAACGGUGUUCAUGACAGCUAUGAUUAACACAGUAUGGAAUGUGGUAUUCAGCGUCACAGCGGCAUCUGUUCUUCUUAUUGGUUUCAAGCGACUGAGUAUAAGGGCGUCCGUCUUCCUUGGAAUAACACUCUGUACUCUCGGAUACGGUAUCAGUAGUUUUGCCACUGGGCUGGAAUAUAUUCUUAUUUCGCAGAGCAUCCUCGUAGGUAUGGGCGCAGCGUUUAAUAUUCCACCAAUUUAUAUACUUAUUGGAGAAUAUUUUGACAAGAAAAAAGGGAUAGCGAAUGCUGUUUUUGUAUCCGGAAACUCGCUUGGUGGAGUCAUUAUGCCACCGCUAUAUCGGUACAUAUUUGACGAAUAUGGACUGCGUGGAGGGCUUCUGAUAACUGCUGGUAUCACCUUCAAUUCUCUGGUAGCUGCAGCUUUGCUUCGCCCGACUUCAUUCUACAUUGACAACUGUCCACAAAAACCAUCCAUCGACAGUUUAAAUGAAAAAUGCUACAAAAGCGAGAAAAGUGACGAAGACCCUAAUUCGUCACAUCCUUUAAUUCAGAAACAAGCAUCUGAUGAGUUUAACGGAUGUACGGAUGUUCACACAGACAAAGACGAUUCCAAUGAUAGCGUGGUUAGAAUAUCCCCCAAUUCAAGUAGCGCUAGAUAUUCCAGUAACAAAGAUGUAACAUCUAACUGUUAUAAGUCUGAAACAAUGGAAACCCAUGUCACCACAAUGGAAGAAGAACAACAAGAGCAAGGAUGUUUUAUUAAAUGUAAAAAUAAGAUAGAUUGUACAUUGUUGAAAAACAUUUCAUUUCUUCUAUUUCUAGUAAUUUAUUGUUUAGGAAACGUAGCGAUGAUGUGUGCUCACAUCUACAUUCCAACAUAUGCCAGAGAUAUUGGUAUAACAGACCAGCGGAUUGCUAUCAUUGUCUCCGUGUAUUGUAUUUCGGACUUCGUCGGGCGAAUUUCAGCAGGGUUUCUAGCUGAUCUGUCAUGGAUCACUGCGGACCAUAUUGUUGCUCUUUCGCAGGUUGCUGUUGGAUUGGUCCUUCAGUUUACAGUAUACUACACAUCAUUUCUGCGGUUACUGGUGUUUGCCGCUAUACUAGGUUCCACAGCUGGUAUGAUCGUCGCCCUGUUUCCGCCAAUGAUGCUGGAGAUUGUUGGGAAAGCCCGAUAUCCCAGUGCUAUGGCUAUAUUUAUCCUGAUGAUAUGUUUGUUUGAAGGACUCGCUGUACCUGUGUUAGGUUAUUUUCGUGACGUCAAUAACACUUUUCAUUUUUCUUUUCACCUUAUGGGAGCAUCAUCGUUUGUGUCUGUCGGGCUUCUUAUCAUCUUUGUUAUCUUAAAAAGGAAACGAUCCAGGCAGAAACAAGAUGUCGUUGAUAAAAAUGAAGACUAAAGAUAAUUUCGUGCAGGUAGAGCUUUUAAAAUAAAAACCCGAUUUCCCGAUUGGACGUUCUUAGAUACGGGGAUCACCUGCUUGACGAUAGGGUGUUUCUCCGGUUAUUCCGGUUCUUCCCACAGUAAGACCACUCCGUGGGCUUUUACCUGGCCAACAAGAGUGCCUAAUUCAAGUGAAAAUAUCUCG
This is a messenger RNA of Pecten maximus, 1845 nucleotides long. Its product is annotated as monocarboxylate transporter 12-like. The record is from RefSeq and is a predicted model, not a curated record. Gene Ontology annotation, molecular function: monocarboxylic acid transmembrane transporter activity. The transcript is spliced from 7 exons. Lineage: Eukaryota; Metazoa; Mollusca; Bivalvia; Pectinida; Pectinidae. Bases 109 to 1656 code for a protein of 515 amino acids. Gene Ontology annotation, biological process: monocarboxylic acid transport; transmembrane transport.